Molecule: messenger RNA, 7114 nt
Organism: Danaus plexippus (monarch butterfly)
Lineage: Eukaryota; Metazoa; Arthropoda; Insecta; Lepidoptera; Nymphalidae
Gene: nocte
Product: myb-like protein X
Exons: 15
Coding region: 218-6457 (2079 amino acids)
Biological process (GO): cell differentiation
Source: RefSeq, a predicted model, not a curated record
UCACGCUAUUGAUUGUGAAGGAGAUCGUCUUUUGGAGACGCCAUCUUAAAAUAAAGUGAUAUAAGUUUUGGUAGAGUAGAAUUUAGAAAAAAUCUGAAGUCAUCUUCUUUUAUAUAUUAGCAUUUGAGCUUAGAUAAUUAUAUUAUAAUUUUACCAGGUGUAACGGACCAAGUUGGUGGUCGGUGCGAGGGUGUCCUGAUGGUGUGUACAUCGCAGCAUGUCUGCACUCUCGACGCCGGGCGGCGGAGGCACUACGGCGCAGAGCAAGCCGACGUCCGGGAAGCAAAAAUAUCAGAAAUUGGACAUCAAUAGUCUUUACUGCGCUAAUAGGAUAAUUAUUGAAAAAAGUACAAAAAAUGAAAGCUCUGAACCGUCAUCAGUGAAAUCUCAACUUAGCCGUAAACAUGGAAUGCAAAGUCUUGGAAAAGUACCUUCAGCUAGACGACCACCAGCAAACCUGCCUUCUUUAAAAACUGAAACUGGCCAAGAUCCUAACGCUAAUACUGUAUCUACUGUAACUACUCCUGCAACUACUCAAGCGACAUGCACAUCUCAGACUAUAACCACAACUUCAAGCAGCAGUGCUGUUGCGUCAGGAUGGGUGGCUCUCCCCCCUCCGUCCUCACCUCAUUUUCGCACAGAAUUUCCUUCACUAGAGGCUGCUGCACAACCUUCACAUCGUUCUACAGAUCACACUGUGCCUCAAACACAGCUGAGACCACAAACGGAAGGCAGCUGGACGUGCGGUGGCACGGCCGGCGUUCGGCAAGAAACUACAUCGUCCACCGUCGCCGCUCCCGCCUCCACGCCCGCUUCACAGCAAACACCCGCUUUCCGUGCUAUUCUGCCACCCUUCCUGAUGAAAGGUAGCAAUGGCACAGGAUUGGGCUUGGGAACAUUGACAUCACUUCGUGAUUCUAGAAACAUUGGCGGUGGCGGCGGAAGCGGUAAUUCCAAUAGUAACAUGGCUGGUCCAAGGCAAUCCCAGCGACCGUCCGCUACGCCUCGAGCCGUUGAAGUUUUAACGGCAAGGCCCAUUCUUCGUGAAGAACAGAUAUCUUCUCUUGAUGAUAUAUCUCGUGAUGCUGGAUGGGCGCAACAUGACGACAUAGAUUAUGACCAAAAGUUAGACUUCUCAGAUGGUGAGUCUUCAGCUCCUACUGUGAAAGUUAGCAACAAGACUAAUAAUAACCGGACCAGUAUUGAAAAUGAUCGCAUAGACUCAAAAAUACAAGACCCUGGUGAUGAAGACCAGUUAUGGGCAGAACGGCGGCAGAAGCAAAGUAAUGAAGUUGCUCAAGCUGUUGCUCGUGCAAGACAGCGGAAAGAAGAGGAACAGCGUCGUCAAAUGCGGGAUUCACCAGCGUCACAGCAGUCCUCUAAAGAUAACCGCGAUAAAAAUGAUAGAAAUGAUCGUGAUCGUAACGAUAGAGAAAGAGAUUAUGAACACAGAGACAAGGAUAGGGCUGAGAGCAAAGAAAAGGAAAGGUGUGACAAUAAAGACAGAGAAAGAAACGAUUUACGUGACAGGGACAAGGACCGAUUAGAGAGUAGGGAUCGUGAUCGUAUGGAAAACAGAGAUCGUUUUGAUAAUCGUGAUAGAGAACGUGACCGCGACCGUGAAAGAGAUCGAGCAAUGGAUAACAAGGAUAGGGGAAGGCAAGACAAUAGAGAUCGGAAUGAUAGCAAUAAAGAUAGGGACUUGCGUGACAGGGAUCGUAAUGACAAUAGAGAUCGCAAUGAAAACCGCGAUCGUAAUGAAGCUAGGGAUCGAGGAGAUAGAGACCGCAAUGAUAAUCGUGAACGUGAAAGAUUUGAUAGAGAAAGAGACCGAAAUGACCGGGAUCGCGAUCGCGAUCGAGAAAGGUCUGAUCGGGACUUCAGGGAUCGUGACAGAGAUUUUGCUCGUGAGCGCGAUCGGGACCAGUCAAAUCCAUUCUCGAAGAUAUUUCAAGCCAACAUACCUCCUAGGUUUUUAAAGCAACAGCAGAACAGACAGCAGGAAGACCAACAUAAGGGAUGGGCCUUUGCUGGAAAACCUGCACCAAGAAGACAAGAAGCGCAAUCAUACAACGCACCGAGACAUGCACCAAAUAAUGGCCGACGUUCAUACUCCAGAGAUUAUUCCGACCGUGAAGAUGAGGUACGGAGAGAUAAAGAUGGACCUCAAUGGCGUAAUGAAAUGCAAGAUUAUGAUAGAUCUGGUCGAGAGUUAGACAGGUCUAACUCUAAGGAAUCUUAUAAAGACUUUAACGAUUACAAAGAUAGACGAUCUGAUUCUGACCGAAAACCUUUAGAUACAAUUGAACAUAGCAGCAGAACAGCAGCCGAUAAGUUGACUGAAGUCUUUGAAAGAAAAAGCAUAGGUGUUGCUGAACCCUUUGUUUCGACAGAAUCUUCUAUACAAGCACAAGCUCAUGAAAAAAGAUCUUCACCGCCUUCAAACACACCACAAAGGGAAUUUACCGAAAAGGAUCUUAUUGAAACCUCUUGGGCUGAUAUGGGACAGGAAGAACAAAGUAACAGCGCUAUUUCAGGGGACAAAAAAAAUUCAGCCAAAAUGUUCGAUCAAAAGGAGAAUGAAUCGAACGCCCCACAAGCUGACCCCAUCAAGACGUUACAAGAAACAAAUGAUGCAAAAAUUAUUAGUUCGAACAUGUCUCAAUCUCAUAACAAUAAUUACAAUCAGACAUCUAACAACACUUCUAAUGCUUCUGUACAAAAUCAACACUCAAAUAUGAAUAUUGCGGGAAAUAUUCAAAGUUCAAUAAUGCCAUCUGGUAUACAAUCUCAAACCCCUUCAUUUACCGAUUCUCACUUUACUUCUAAGUCUACUUCUAAUCAAGUACUUCCUAAACCUAUUAGCUCAAAUGAUAUACUUUCUAAUUCCUCACAACCACCAAAGCAGUUUGUUCCGGAACAGUCAAAUGUUGUUACAAAUACUGCCAAACAAACAGUAUCCUUAAAAUCAGAAAAAGAUCUGUCAGAAUCUGAAUCUAUUGCCUCUAAAUCCAGCAGCGAUCCUUCCGGAAUUAUAGGCAAUAAACUGACUGAUUCAAAUUCCAUUGAAAAUAAUCAAGACUCUCAAAAGCGACCACAGGAUGAUAAAAAAAGUGAAAGAUAUACUAAUGAUCAAGGAAACAAAAUGCCGCCUAAAGAACCUAUUGAACGUAAAUCAAGUGGGUCAGGAUCUGAAAAGAAAGGACGAGGGUAUGGUGUUGGUGGAGGGUAUAACGUCUAUGGCAGAGGUUGGGGUACAAGAGAGUCACGUGGUCGGCGUUCACAUAGAAGCUCUCGGUCAAAUAAUAGAGCCAGUGAGUCAGAUGGUUCAACAGAUGGCACUAAUAUUGAUCGAAGGGAACGACGUAGAGCACCUCGUAGCCCACGUGGCCCUAAAAAGCAGGAAAGACUCGAGGAUUCAAGUCACGUUAUUGACCAGGGAUCCCAAUUUACAGAUGGUUUAGAAAAUAGAGAACCAUUUGCACCUCGUGGUCAACCUUCGCGACGAGGCCGUGGUGGCUUCCAUGGCACAAACAGACCUCCAGCGCCGGCUAAAAGAGUAACUGGAUAUGGGCCGCCGAAUACAAAAAGUCCUUUUAGUCAAGCUAACAGAGCAAACAAAGACAAUGAGGAUUGUAAGGACAACGUUCAAAGUGACAAAGACAAAAAUACCAAUAGACCGCAUACCAGUUCUUCAGGAGGCAAAGGUAGAGAUCGGCGUUCUAAAGGAGGUCUCAGUGGUGAAGACGAAAAUUGGGAAACUACCUCUGAACAUUCUGAAGGCGGUGGCGGACCACGCCGAUCUGGUAGCAGACAAUUAAAUCAAUCUCAAAAGGGACAAGGUGGCAGUCGAAAUCAUAUUUCUAACAAUCGACAAAACAAUGGUCGGAAUCAGCAGGGUAUUAGGAAAGAAGGUGACAAUAAAAGUACGGACGCAUUAGAGGCUAUAGGUGACCCUAAAAUACCGACUGCCAAGAAAGAUGAAGAAGCUAUUGAUGACGGAUUCCAAGAAGUGCGUAAUAAAAAAAAUUCAAAAGAUAUCAGAGGUCCCAUUAAUGCAAAAGAAGAAAAGCAACCUAGAUCUCGUUCAAACCAAGGCGGAGGUGGCAGAAAUGGUUCAUCUACAAGAAAUUCAAAUGACAAAUCUAACUCUAGAGGUUCUGGACCUGUUCCCGGUAAAUCAAAUGUACCUUACGAUAACAGACCGCGUCAGGCUAACUUGGCACCUCGCUUUGUUAAACAAAGACAAAAACAACAAAUGGGGUUGGUACCCAACUUUGGCACGGAUACCGGUGCUGCUCCCCCUCCGCCACCAGUAAACGCGUGGGACAAACCUAUUGCACAAACUUUGCGUGGCAAUGUUGAAGACCAACCCGAAGUUGUUGAAAAAUCAAACCAGUCUAGCCAACGUAGUACUCCAGGAGACACAACUGCUGAAAGUAAUAAACAACCUCCUCCUUCAUGUGCUGUAGUUGCUGAUAAAGCGGGCGUCUUAGAUGGGACUACACCGCCUGUGGAAACUAUAAUAUUUGAAAACACCAAUUAUAAAACUGUGCCACCUGCGGAGGCUCUUAAACAAAAAUAUCAACCUAGUGCAGUUACAGCUAAACCCCAAGGAGAAGAAGUUCAAAAUGAAGUGGAUUCUAGGUCAAUGCCAUUCAAUGGAGACGUGAGGUCGCGUCCUAGAUCAAUACAAGAGCUUAUGGCUGAAACCGGUAGACCUGUGUCAGAGGCCGAGGGGUCUCUCGGUCUUCAAAUGGCUUUUGAUACAUCACAGAAGAACGAGGAUUCUUCUGACAUGAAACUUGAUUUUGCAUUUGACUCUGACCUUGGGCAGCUCACUGAUGAAAAAUCAGCUAAAGCUUUAGGAUUGCCUCGUGGCACCCACAUGAGUACGUCGAACACCAUAUCACCGUUAGCAGCCGAUCUCAAUUUAAAAAUAGCGAGUGUUAAGAAAGUAUGGGAGAUGCACGCUGUGGCUGAGGGUAGUGAGGAGCUACAAUUCACUACAAAUUUCGAAGAGAACAAUACAGAAACUGGCGCACCUCCGAACGUGUGUAAAGUUAAACCAACUCAGCAACUACAAUCCCCGCCGCCUCAACAUUAUAACCAUGUAACAUACCAGGGCGGUUAUGGAGGCCUGUCAGUCCCAUCGCCACCAGCAGUUCUGUACAACUCGACUCAACAAUUAUUAGGUUCAUCUCAGCAACUACAACAACAAGGUGGAUUAUACGGAGCCUUUUUAGAUCAAACACGGGGACAAUUUGGAGGCUUCCCUGGAACUCCUUAUGGCGCGGGUUCUGCUACUCCAUAUAAUUACCAACCACCACCGGAUAUGUUCCAGAGCCUGCCAAGUCAAUACCGAAUGGCCGCUGCGGCAGGAGGUGGCGCUGCCUUCGGCCAGUCUGGUCAAUUAGGAAACAGUCCAAGCACUGUACUUAUUUCAAGUACGUCAAACUCGCUCAUGUCGGCUACAGUAAAGCCAUCGACUCAACAGAUCGGAGCUAUUGGUAGUAAAGGUGGAGGCGUGGGCGGAGUCGGUGGGGUCGGGGCUGUUGGUGGUGUGAAUACGUUCCAGCAGCAGUACUUGGGGUACUCGGGACCCGUGGGUGAUUCUCCAUAUUCACUGCCUGGGCUGCUGCCUCGGCCUGCCCCUCCUUCCACUUCAUACUACUCCCCCUACCAGCCGCCCGCCGCGCCCGCUCCUACAUAUCCGCUACAGUUCACUCAGCCAGCACAGUCCAGCGCGUUCAGUUCACAGUUCCUCUCCUCACAGCUGCAUGUCGCCGCCGCCGCGGCCGUCCAACAGAUGCAGCAACAAUAUCGGGCACCUCUACAACAACAGUAUGCUCCGCCUCAGCCCCGACCUCCGCCUCAGCAACAACUCAAGAGUCCACUGCACGAACAUCCUAACGGAUUCGCCCCUUUGUGUGACUCGGCCUCACCGACGCCCAAAGGAGCAACAAAACAGCAGAAACCGCCUCAUUCGCCGCCUCAACACAAGUACCACGCGCCGCCGCCACAACAUCAACAGCACCCGCCUCACCCCCCGCCAGCACACACACCGCACCAGCAUCAUCAGCAGCACCAGCAACACCAACAGCAAAUGGUCGGCGGCGGAAACAACGGACGUGGCGGGAACGGCGGCAACGGAAACGGCAACGCCAUGAACCGCGGCGGCAUGGUGACGUCACGCUACCCAGCACCCAUACAGAGGCCGCACGCGCCCGCGCCGCCCAUGUACCGCGCGCCGCCCUCGCAGCCGCCGCGACCACACCACGCGCAACACGUACAACAUAUGAGACCCAACCUCUACUACCAUCACCACCAACGCAACGGCGGGGGAGGUUCGGAGCGUGUGACCGAGGGUGGGGAAGUAUCAGCUACCAUGGAGGAGGUCGGGGAGACGGUGACCGCAGGCGAGACGCCUUCCCCCGCUGAGGUGAAGGCCGAGUGAGGCGGCGCCCCACGGCCACCGCCCCUCGGCCCUCGCCCCUCGCCAACGCGCUCCCGGCAGCCCGAGCGAUCGCCGCUCGACAGACGUCCGCCUCUCCACUGACGUCGACAGAUUUAGGUUUUCGGUAUUUUUAAGUAAUAAAUUAUGGAAGUGAUUUAAUGUUAUUUAAGAUUCAUACGAAUCGAGCCACCGCCGCCUCGAGCGGACUCGAGUCCGGUCUCGGUGACUGGACCCGGCCCGGCCCGGCCCGGCCCGGCCCGGCCCCGGCCCCGGCCACGGCCACGUGUCGCAGAGCGUUAUGGUGUUUCGUUUGUUUUGUAUGUAAAUAAAUUUAUCGGACUGAUAUCCGGCUGUCUAAUUGACUGUUAUAUUUUAAGUAUAUAUGUAAAAAGCGAUUAGUCGUCGGCCUCGCUGCGUGAGAUGCACAGCGCGGGGACUGUGCGAUGUGCGUCCAUCUGUAACGCUGCCUCGAGACCUCUCACUAGUGAAUAUGUAGCCACGGUUUUUGCAUAACGAAUGUCGAUGCAAUAUAAAGAAUUAAUAAUAAUGUAAUUUGAGCCAAGAUGCUCGACUGAACCGGCAUCCGCUGACCGGCGCGCGUUAGCGCUCCAUGUAUCAUAAUCAAUUAUUAUAUGCGAAUAAAAUUAUUAUGACCGA